Messenger RNA from Procambarus clarkii (red swamp crayfish), 696 nucleotides. The record is from RefSeq and is a predicted model, not a curated record. Lineage: Eukaryota; Metazoa; Arthropoda; Malacostraca; Decapoda; Cambaridae.
AUGGCCAUCACCCCAGAGUGGCCAUCAUGUCCAGAGUGGCCAUCACCCCAGAAUGGCCAUCACCCCAGAGUGGUCAUCACCCUUAGUGGCCAUCACCCCAGAGUGACCAUCGCCCCAGAAUGGCCAUCACCCCAGAGUGGCCAUCAUGUCCAGAGUGGCCAUCACCCCAGAGUGGCCAUCUUGUCCAGAGGGGUAAUCAUCCCAGAGUGGCCAUCACCCCAAAGUGGCCAUCAUGUCCAGAUUGGCCAUCACCCCAGAGUGGUCAUCACCCCAGAGUAUCCAUCACCCCAAAGUGGCCAUCACCCCAAGAGGCCAUCAUCCCAGAGUGGCCAACAUGUCCAGAGUGGCCAUUACCCCAGAGUAGUCAUAUCAUGUCCCGAGUGGCCAUCACCCCAGAGUGGCCAUUACCCCAGAGUAUCCAUCACCCCAGAGUGGCCAUCACCCCAGAGUGGCAAUUAUCCCAGAGUGGCCAACAUGACCAGAGUGGCCAUCACCCCAGAGUGGCAAUUAUCCCAGAGUGGCCAACAUGACCAGAGUGUCCAUUACUCCAGAGUGGCCGUCACCCCGGAGUGGCUAUCAUCCCAAAGUGGUCAUCACUCCAGAGUGUGGUCAUCACUAGAAAGUGGUCAUCACUUACCGGAGUGGCCACCAUCCCACAGUGGCCACCACCUCACAGGGGCCACCAUCCCACAGUAG